This is a messenger RNA of Nicotiana attenuata, 1107 nucleotides long. Its product is annotated as CBS domain-containing protein CBSX1, chloroplastic-like. Lineage: Eukaryota; Viridiplantae; Streptophyta; Magnoliopsida; Solanales; Solanaceae. The transcript has 8 exons. The record is from RefSeq and is a predicted model, not a curated record. The coding region runs from base 115 to 819 and encodes 234 amino acids.
UUGUAUAUGUUCCCACUUAAACACACUACAAUGGGAUAGAGUAGAGCCAACAAAAGAUAACUACAACCAACACGGCCUUCAGAUUCUCACUCUUCUGAAUAGUCAUCUCCGGCGAUGGCAUCUAUAUUACCGUCGGGACUCUCCCGCAGCAGCUCGUCCGCCGCUCUCCACCACCAGCUUCCUUGCCUGCCCUUCUUAUCUCCUCCGUGCCUAAAGUUUGCUACUUUCGGUAAAUGUUUCCUCUCCGUCCACCGCAAGCAGUUUUCCGUUACCGCCAGCAGCAACACUUUGACGGCCAAUUCUGCGCAGCCAACAAAUGGUGUAUAUACAGUAGGUGAUUUCAUGACGAGAAAAGAUAUGCUACAUGUGGUAAAGCCAUCAACAUCUGUAGAUGAAGCCUUGGAAUUGUUGGUAGAACGCCGAAUCACUGGUUUCCCUGUGGUUGAUGAUGACUGGAAAUUGGUUGGUCUUGUUUCUGAUUAUGAUCUAUUGGCUCUGGACUCUAUAUCAGGUACAGGAGGAGCUGAUGCAAACAUGUUCCCGGAAGUGGGCAGCAACUGGAAAACAUUCAAUGAGGUUCAAAAGUUGAUUAGUAAGACCAAGGGGAAAGUGGUUGGUGAUUUGAUGACACCUGCUCCACUAGUAGUUCGGGAAUCUACCAAUCUUGAGGAUGCAGCAAGACUUCUACUUAAAACAAAAUACCGACGGCUUCCUGUUGUUGAUAGUGAUGGUAAACUGGUGGGAAUAAUAACAAGGGGAAACGUUGUGAGAGCUGCCCUUCAUAUAAAACGGGUCAUUGAAAUGGAAGGCCAACAGUGAUCAAUUGGUUUUAGCUGUAGAAGUGCAUAAAUGCAGUUCAAUUUGACAAGGCAAGAAUCAUAUGUUGUGCACAUAAUAGAGUAGAUAAUACAGUUCCACGGCUCCAUGAAAACUAUGUGCGAGUCAAAACUCUUCACAGGUUUGAGCCACUGAAGAAUAUGUCAUAUGUAAUUGGAAGUUAAAUUUUAGGUGGACAUUAAAAAGAAUGCUUCUUUGAGGUAUGGAACUAACACUUAUUGAUCGGAAAUGAUUUGAUUCAAUUUCAUUUUUCAUAUAUUGUGGAACCAA